GGGCUGCUGAAGCAGAGUCUGAACCAAGCUCAGUCCACAUUUUGCAGAGUGCUGUCAACUGUGUUUCCCCGACUGUGACUGAAAAAAACGCUUUUAUCCUUCUCCAUCUCCCGAGAAGAGAGACAGAGACCCAGGGGAGUACACGGAGCGGACCGGGGCACAUGGAAACGCUAUGCGGCCGGAAAGACGGCGUCGGACUUUACCGUAGUUUCACUCGAGAAAAGAGGCAAAGUGAGGCGAGAUAAACAUGCUCACUUCGAUGCUGGCCUUAUUGCUGCCUCUGCUCCUUUGUCGGAUUUCUUUCUGCCAAUACUCAAGUGACCAAUGCAGCUGGAAGGGCAGCGGUCUGACCCAUGAAGGCCACACCAGGGAUGUGGAGCAGGUAUAUCUGCGUUGCUCGCAGGGAUCUCUGGAGUGGCUCUAUCCCACAGGAGCCAUCAUCGUCAACCUCCGACCCAACAUGGUGUCUCCUGCUGCUGCUCGCCUCUCUGUCUGCAUCAAGCCCUCCACUGAGUCCAGCGGCACAAACAUCUAUCUGGACCGCAACGGCAAGCUGCGGUUACUGCUGCGUGAGCAGGACCAGGCUCAGGGGAAGGUCCACUGCUUCAGCAUUCAAGAGGGGGCACUCUUUAUUGAGGCCGUUCCGCAUAUGGACAUCAGCCGGCGGAUUACGGCAUUCCAAUACGAACUAGUCAGCGACAGGCUGAGAGUAGAGGCACAAUCACUCAGUGCACCCUGUCAGCCCUGCAGUAAUACUGAGAUGCUUUUAGCCGUGUGCACAAGUGACUUCGUUGCACGGGGCAGCAUUAAAAAGGUGGACCAGGAGGUGGACCACUCAUCUGUCACUGUGGAGAUAAGUCGCCUCUACAGACAGAAAACCCAGGUCUUUGUAUCUGGGGGUGUGAGGGUACGGAGCUGGACAGGCCACAUCAACAUGCCCCUUCAGUGUGGGGUGAGGUCUGGAGAGGGAGAGUUUCUGUUUACCGGGACUGUGAGGUUUGGGGAGGCCUGGAUGGGCUGCGCCCCUCGCUAUAAAGACUUCCUGCGGGUGUAUCAUGAGGCACAACUUCAGGGGAACCACCCCUGCCAAGUGGACACUGACUGAGGUUUACCUGUCUUUGUUUGAAAACAGCAAACCCUCAAUGACUUAUGAAGAGAGCUGGACGGAGAGUUUGUGCUGAGGCGAAAGACUGACAGACUGACCCAGUUUCAGAGCCUCUCUCCUCUUCUGGUGUCCCGUGAAUCUUUUCGGAGACAAUAGCAGGAGCUCCUGAAUGUUGCUAAGCAGCAUCCCAGCACUGCUCUGUUUUCAAAGUUGAUGCAAAGUGGAGUGUGUUCAGAAUGACUUCUUGCAGGCGAAGAACUGCAAAGGUUUAAAUGUAGCAGAACUUAAUCUGGUUUUUAUGUGUAUAAAAUGUGAAUGAAUAUUGUACAUUUUGGAGCUCUUUGUGCUUUGUAAAAAAAAUUGAUGUACAGAUCUGAAUUUGUUUCGUAAGGCAAAUGUAAAGUGAAAGCUUCUUAUUUUGUUUAAAAAAAUAUUUGCAAUUAAUGCCUGAAUUUCAGUUUUUUCAGGCUGUACAAUUGUAAAAAAAAAAAAAAACCAAACAAACAAAAAAAGUGUUUUAAUUUUCAAUAAAAGCUUUUAUUCCCUUGUA
Melanotaenia boesemani (Boeseman's rainbowfish) is the source of this 1655-nucleotide messenger RNA. RefSeq names its product meteorin like, glial cell differentiation regulator a (gene metrnla). The record is from RefSeq and is a predicted model, not a curated record. Gene Ontology annotation, biological process: energy homeostasis; positive regulation of brown fat cell differentiation. Gene Ontology annotation, molecular function: hormone activity. NCBI's taxonomy places the organism in Eukaryota, Metazoa, Chordata, Actinopteri, Atheriniformes, Melanotaeniidae. The transcript has 4 exons. The coding region runs from base 248 to 1105 and encodes 285 amino acids.